Molecule: messenger RNA, 1459 nt
Organism: Perognathus longimembris pacificus (Pacific pocket mouse)
Lineage: Eukaryota; Metazoa; Chordata; Mammalia; Rodentia; Heteromyidae
Gene: Tnfrsf17
Product: TNF receptor superfamily member 17
Exons: 3
Coding region: 531-1070 (179 amino acids)
Biological process (GO): tumor necrosis factor-mediated signaling pathway
Molecular function (GO): signaling receptor activity
Source: RefSeq, a predicted model, not a curated record
CUGGGGCUUGAACUCAGGGCCUGAGCACUGUCUCUGUUCCUGGCUUCCUUUUGCUCAAGGCUAGUACUCUACCACUAAGCCACAUUCCCAGCCCUGCUUUUUAAGUUCUUAAAUGGCACAGAUCUAGUAAUCCUGUCUUUGUCCUACCAUGUAGUAUAGAUUAUAAAUAGAUGACACCCAAAAUAGCUUCUUGAUGCUCCAAGUUUCUCCCUCUGCCCUAAAAUUGUCACCUGGUUGAGAAAUUUCAUUUAUAAAUAAGCAGUUUCUGUUUCAGGUCUGGUUUACCUGACAUUCACACCCCACCCAAACCUCCAGCUUAACAACGUGGAUUAGGUGUUAUUCAAAUCCUUAGCCACAGUGAGGAUGCCCUCUACCAACCAACACAGCCUGCAAUGUCAAGUUCUUCCUUUUGCCUCCACUUCCUAGCGGCUGCAACCACCUGAGCUGGGAGAAUAUUUGCCGUGAAUUUCCCUUGUUCUUUCCUGCUGUCUUAUCUCUUUUUUCUUUUCUUUCCUGCCAUCCAGCUCCAGAUGGCUCAGCAGUGCCUCCAAAGUGAGUAUUUUGACAACCUGCUGUACGCUUGCAAACCUUGUCACCUUCGAUGUUCCAAGGCUCCUCCUGCGAUGUGUCAGCGGUACUGCAACACAAGUUUGACCAGUUCAGCAAAAGCCAACAAUGCUAUUCUCUGGACCUGUCUUGGCCUCAGCUUGAUAGUUUCUUUGGCAGUUUUCAUGUUAAUGUUCUUGUUAAAGAAGAUGAGCUCAAAACCACUGAAGGAGGAAUUUAAAAACACAGGAUCAGUGCUGCUGGAUGUGGCUGAUGCUGACCUGGACAGCAGGCCUGGUGAUGAUGCCAUUCUUCCAAGAAGCCUGGGCUACACGGUAGAAGAAUGUACUUGUGAAGAAUGCACCAGGAACAAAGCUAAGAUGGACUCUGACCAUGUCUUUCCCCUCCCAGCCACGGAGGAAGGCGCAACAGCUCUGGUCACCACGAAGACCGAUGGUGACUGCAGGAGUCUGUCAUCUACUACAGGCAUCGCGGUGAUGGAGAAACCAGUGUCUGCCAGAUAAACGAACUUCGUGACCAUCAGAAGGACGUCUUACUUCCUUUUAGGAUGACCAUGUUUAUCAAUUGCCAAGAGAGCUUUUUGUCCUUCAACUGUAUGUUAGGUGCAUUUCUUGGUUAUAUUAUCCAGAUCUUAGCUGUGGAAAGUUCCUUGGUUUCAUGAUUAAAUUCUUUUUUUUUUCUGUUGAGAAUUCUGAUUUAUUUUCUGAAUAAAAAAAAAAGUCUGUUCUAAUUAUAAAGGUUUGGUUUCCCAAUGAUCUUUCUCAAUGCAAUGCUCAGAAUGGUGUUAGUAUCUUCUACCUCAUUUUCAUAAUAAAAUUAUUGACUCUGAAAAAAAUAAAACAAAACAAAAACACCACUGAAACCGUUAUGCUCCAAGUUCUCCCAUUUCUAU